Colletotrichum spaethianum is the source of this 885-nucleotide messenger RNA. Its product is annotated as pyrrolocin cluster transcription factor fsdR. NCBI's taxonomy places the organism in Eukaryota, Fungi, Ascomycota, Sordariomycetes, Glomerellales, Glomerellaceae. Gene Ontology annotation, molecular function: pyrroline-5-carboxylate reductase activity. The transcript has 2 exons. The record is from RefSeq and is a predicted model, not a curated record. Bases 1 to 885 code for a protein of 294 amino acids. Gene Ontology annotation, biological process: L-proline biosynthetic process.
AUGGAAUCUUCCAAAAGCCUGACAUUGUGCAUUCUGGGUUGUGCACUGCUGGAUGAUGCCAAAGGUUCAUUCAGCACUCUCCCUAUCACUCAGUUCAUCGCAUGUGUUCGAAGCGAGAAAUCGGAACAUUCUUUGCGGGAACGGUUUCCUGUUGCGGAAAACAAGCUCGUCAUUUCUAGGGGCGAUAACGUUGCUGCACUCGACAGUUCAGACGUCAUCAUCCUGGGUGUUGAUCCUGGUGAUGUGGAGGCGGUUCUAUCACAUCCAGGCACGAAGGAGGCUUUGAAAGACAAGCUUUUGAUUAGUGUAGCUGCUAGCUGGACUAGAGGCAAACUGGAGGCAGUUAUAUACGGUAGCGAGACCACAAUCGAAAACAAAGAGGGUCGUGCCUGGAUUGUGCGGACGCUUCCUAACAUUGCGGCAAUGGUCUCUCAAUCACUCACGGCGAUCGAGAUAUCAGAGCCAGCUGUUCCUUCUCGUCACCUAGAACUCACUGAAGCCAUUUUCAACAAGAUUGGGAAGACAGUACAGAUUGCGCCCAAGCUCAUGAACGCAACAACGGCCCUUGGAGGCUCCACGCCAGCAUUCUUCGCAGUAUUUUGCGAUGCUCUUAUUGAUGCUGCAGUUGCCGUGGGCGUCCCGAGGAACUUAGCGCACAUCAUGACGUUUCAGUCCAUGCUGGGAACUGCGACACUGAUGCAGAGCGGUUUACACCCAGCUCUGUUGAAGGACCAAGGGACAUCACCAGAAGGUUGCACGAUUGGAGGCCUGAUGGUGUUGGAGGAAGGUGCUGUAAGGGGACAUAUCGGGAAGGCUUUGAGGGAGGCUGUCACCGUAGCACGUCUGAUGGCCAGCCAACCCCAUGUUAACGAUACGAGGCACUGA